This is a messenger RNA of Rubroshorea leprosula, 1038 nucleotides long. Lineage: Eukaryota; Viridiplantae; Streptophyta; Magnoliopsida; Malvales; Dipterocarpaceae. The record is from the annotation of a GenBank genome assembly.
GGGGGCAAAAUCCCUAGAAGUUUCGGUUUGUUUCUUUUCUGUGCAGGGUCUUCUUCUUCGCCCAAUAGUAGCCCACCCCAUCCCUACAACUUCUCUGCCCAAUGGCCGGCCUCUUUCCAUGCAAGUUCUUCUUCUUCUACACCCAACAGCUGACCUUUCUCCAUGCAAGAUCUGCUUCUUCUUCUUUGCCAAGCAGUCGAUCUUUCUCCACACAAGAUCUGCUUCUGCUUCUUCACCGAGCAGCCGACUUUUCUCCACGCAAGUUCUACUUCUUCUUCUUCGCCAAGUAGCCGGCCUCUCUCCGUGCGAGUUCUUCUUGUUCUCCGCCCAACAGCCGACCUUUCUCCAUCAUGAUCUGUUUCUUCUUCUUCGCCGAACCCGCGUGCCCUGCUCUUCCUCUCCCCCGACCCUCUGCAACCCGACGAGCCCCCCGUUACCGCCACCCAUUUCCGGCCGGGAACACCGGCAAAGCUUGGGGAUUUCUCCCUAUUUUCUUGUUCUUGAACCCAGAAAUUCCCCCCCUCUCUGCUGGAAAUUCCAGAUCUGCUCUGCUCUGUCUUCCCUGCCGGCUGCUCUUGCUUGUGGGUGUGAUUUUCGGUCUUUCUUGCCCUGUGAAUUGCCCCUGCAGAUUGCCGCUAGCUUCUCCCCCCUGCUAGGCCCGGUUCUGCAGCUGCUAAAUUCUGGUAUUGUAAUUGCACCAAACCAGAAGUCCUUCUCAGUCCGCAAUUGCACUUCGGGAUGACCUGCAAAGCCCCGAGGUGGAACUCGGGGUAGACACUCCGAUGCUUAAGUCAGCAAUAAUCGGGGCUACCUUUAGGGCGGAGAUAAGAAAAGCUUAAAGUUGGUUUCAAUUACCUUUUUGACGUGGCCCGGGGGGGUAUUUAUAGGAUCCAGUGAGGAACCCACGUGGCAUGCCAAGCAAGAUAAUCGGAGCCUGACGUGUUCAUCCAGACGAUUAUUCUGGGACCGGGAAUUUGAGAGGUAUCCAGAUGCACAAGCGUCCACCAUACUUGCUGUGCGACUCAUCAUAAGGAAUCA